Molecule: messenger RNA, 1011 nt
Organism: Vigna angularis (adzuki bean)
Lineage: Eukaryota; Viridiplantae; Streptophyta; Magnoliopsida; Fabales; Fabaceae
Product: auxin-induced protein 22C
Exons: 3
Coding region: 181-744 (187 amino acids)
Biological process (GO): regulation of DNA-templated transcription
Cellular component (GO): nucleus
Molecular function (GO): protein binding
Source: RefSeq, a predicted model, not a curated record
UCUCUGUAAUGGUUUUUGCGGGGGAACAUUUCGUCCCCACAUUUGUUUCUCAUCUCACCGACCACCUCCUACUUCACCCUCUCAUGCUUCAACUCCUUUUUAUAUAUAUAUACACACACUUGACAACCUCUUUUCUUCAUACACUACCCUUUUCUUUCGUUAAUUACUUUGCCUUUUUCAAUGGAGAAAGAAGAUCUUGGCCUUGAAAUCACCGAGCUCCGGUUGGGCCUUCCCGGCGCCGCUGCGGAGAACAACACCGACAAGGACAAGAAUAAGAACAAAAAGAGGGUCUUCUCCGACAUUGAAGGUGAAAACAGCUCCUCUGAAGAUGGCAAAAAAGAAACCAAGAAUCAAGUUGUCGGGUGGCCUCCGGUUUGCUCCUACCGCAAGAAGAACACCGUCAAUGAACCUAAACUCUACGUUAAAGUCAGCAUGGACGGCGCUCCUUUCUUGCGUAAAAUCGAUUUAGCCAUGCACAAGGGAUACUCCGACUUGGCCUUCGCCUUGGACAAGUUCUUCGGUUGCUACGGAAUCGGCGAAGCGUUGAAGGAUGCGGAAAAUGCUGAACACGUUCCCAUAUACGAGGACAAAGAUGGCGACUGGAUGCUGGUUGGAGAUGUUCCUUGGGAGAUGUUUAGGGAGUCAUGCAAGAGAUUGAGGAUUAUGAAGAGAUCAGAUGCAAAGGGGUUCGAUCUGCAGCCAAAAGGGUCUUUAAAGGGAUUCAUAGAAGGCGUGAGAAAAUGAAAAGCAUAGAUAAAGAAGCAAAGAAGAUAGGCUUCUAAUUGAUAUGUCGUACACGUUUUGAAGACAAAACAAGUUUCAUAUGUUGUCGUUUUAUUAUAUUUGAGGAAGCAACAUUUUAUAGUAUGGUGCAUGAACCAGACUUGUGUCUAUGAUAAGGCCUAAGAAUGCUGUUUAAUGAAAUAGGGAUUCAAAAACUCAUCGUUUUAGUAUAUGUCUUGUCAUAUUUGUUAAUAUUUUGCAAAUUACACCAAACUUAUUGUCCAUUCA